CGAUGUAAUAAAUACAUUGAAUACACUGAAUUUUUUUCUGAAUGACACAACGUUACGCUCUAUUAAAAUUGACUUGUCACGAUCUAAUGAAAAAUACGCGCCAACUCUACAUUGACUACGCUUUUAAAGCCAAGUGCGCUUAGUUCGUUGUUGCUGAAACACGAAAUGGAGUACAACAGGGGAUUAAAACUCGGCACGGCGUUUACUGUGCUGAUAGUCCUAGUCGCAAUUUAUUACAGAAACUCCGACAACAUUCUACAGAAACGUUUGCAAGCGUUGAUCCAUGGCUUGGAGAAACUUGAGAACAAACACGUGAUGACAUCGCGGCCGAAAGUUGCGAUAGGUUAUGGUGUCUGCACGGAUGUGUACGUAAACGCCAAGGAUUUGCUCGGCUACACCGACGAGAUCGGACAACCGCAACACUACGACGAAAUUAACACGGAGCUGGAACUUUUAAAAAGUUUUGCUUAUUACUUUCGCCAUGGGGCCGCUGCAGAGAGAUACAUGCCAAACAGAACACUGUUCGACGAACUUGUUGCCAAAGCACGGUCAUUUUCAUCUUCAUAUUCUACCAUCGGUGGUAACGCAGCGAUCAUGGCCUUGAGGUUUGCAAGAGAGGGCUGCGACGUGACGCUCGCCGCAAAGCUAACUAAAUCUUUACAUCAAAUGAUACCACAGGUUAUUAACAUCGUAGGUGGUGAAGUGAAGAGGGACGACAUUCAUUUGGUAAUUGAGUACAAACACGGAGAUAUUUGGGGUCCAUAUUCCAGUGCUAGAGCUAACAGAUACAUAGUUCACAAUGAUGCCAAUAACCCUAGGAUUAGUUCGCUUGAUGCAUUUGAUAAGGUACUAUUAAAGGACGAGCCUAAUUUACUUGUUAUCAGCGGUCUACAAAUGAUGGAUAAUUAUCCAUUUCCAGAUGGCGAUAGACAGAAACUUUUACACGGAGUGAAAAGGCAGAUGACGGAUCGAUCCGCAUCGACUAAGAUUCAUUUCGAAAUGGCCUCGUUCGUGGAAGACAAACUACUUUUCGAGCUUUGCGACACAAUUAUUCCAUUCGCCGAUAGCCUGGGAAUGAACGAGCAAGAAAUAGCCAACUUGUAUAACGCAAUGUAUUACGGGAAUAUUUCAUUAGUGGCGAAUUCAACGCCACGUAUAGCGACGGUUUUAGAUCAGAUGCGAACAUUAUUGAAAUUGAUACACACGAGGAGCAAAACUAUUGAAAAUUCUCGGGAACUAACCAGGAUUCACGUGCACACGCUAGCCUACCAAGCUAUAUUCACUGUAAAAGGCUCUAUGUGGAAAAACACAAUGGCCGCGGCGGCCAAAGCAUCACUAACGGCUCACAGACACGUGUGUGCGACGAGCCACGUCGACAUUAACAAAGCCGCGUUGAUUUUAGACGAUAGUUUCUCGACAUCUAUCGUUAAUGGCACCCGGAUAGCGUUAGAUAUUAACAAACCAGUGUCCUGCUGGGACGAAACAUUAAAGAUAGAAAGCAAGAAUGUUGUUAUUCAAGUAUGUGUGGCACCAGUAUUGGUUUGCACCGAAGCAGCGCAAACUGCUGGUGGCGGAGACAACAUUUCAAGCGCGGGCCUCGUAUUGCAGAUCUAAUGCACUCUGUACUAUUUUCAAAAUAAUGGAACGACGAUUGGAUUUUUGUGCAACUCUAUUACGCAAAGUGAAAUUAGAUUUCAGUGCACGUCAGCUUAGAUUAUAGUUCAUUCCAUGAGGUAUCAUUCCAAUAUAUUCCGAUACAUUCGUCGAACGUUUUCUAAAAACGGAGAUCUGAAGAUUAAAAAGUGACACUCUUUUGACAUUUUAUUCCAUGUUAUAUUUAUACACAUUAAAAUCACAGGGCUUAAAAUUAAUAUUAAACGAUAAUUUUAAUAGUUUUGAGCCGUUCGCGUAUCUAAAUUUAGGUACUCUUCACUCAUAAAAGAUAUAUAACUAUCUCAACUUGUUGCAUAUAAUAAAAGACGCUUUUGGGAUCAUGCAUGAUAUCAAAUGACAUUUAAAAAGAAAAAAGAAGAAGAAAGUAUAAUAAAUAUCAUAAAAAUGGAGUGUUAUUUUAUUUCAUGCAUGAGAUGUCUCAACAAUUAAGUUUUAAAAUUUAAGCUAGUUGAUCACUGGUCAUUUUUGUGCCCUGUACAUAUAUAAUAGUUUGAAGUCUGUUAUUAAUCGUUUCAUUGUGAUGUAGUAAAAAUAUUGUUGUCUCAAAACGACUGUUAAAUUAAGCGACAUUUCAAGAAGUAUGACAAUACUGCAUAGCAGCAUUAGGCAUGUUACUUAUGUCUGAUAUAUGAUUCAUGCUAUGUAUGGUGCCAUGCAAUACCUAUAUUUCGUAUUUAGCAUUACUGGCGAAAUCAUGCCAUUAAAUUAUAUAUUAUAUGGAGGGUUGUGCGCUUCAGGGUCGAGUUAUGUGAUAUAGCGUUUAAAAGAAUCUACAAAAUAAUUUUCAAGUGAGAAAACAACAAAAUUCAAA
Frieseomelitta varia is the source of this 2485-nucleotide messenger RNA. RefSeq names its product ADP-dependent glucokinase. The record is from RefSeq and is a predicted model, not a curated record. Gene Ontology annotation, cellular component: endoplasmic reticulum. Gene Ontology annotation, molecular function: ADP-specific glucokinase activity. Gene Ontology annotation, biological process: glucose metabolic process. Lineage: Eukaryota; Metazoa; Arthropoda; Insecta; Hymenoptera; Apidae. The coding region runs from base 166 to 1614 and encodes 482 amino acids. The transcript has 5 exons.